Molecule: messenger RNA, 1630 nt
Organism: Trichomycterus rosablanca
Lineage: Eukaryota; Metazoa; Chordata; Actinopteri; Siluriformes; Trichomycteridae
Gene: rad52
Product: RAD52 homolog, DNA repair protein
Exons: 11
Coding region: 120-1499 (459 amino acids)
Biological process (GO): mitotic recombination; double-strand break repair via homologous recombination; DNA recombinase assembly
Cellular component (GO): nucleus
Source: RefSeq, a predicted model, not a curated record
UGUUAAUGUGAGAUGAUUCAGUCUGAUGAACCGAAUCUGAUUUUAUGAUCUGAUUGCUUCAUGGACAAUCACACAAGAUCUAAGUAGCUUUUUAAGUAGUUGAGCCUGUGCAUCAACACAUGGAGCAAAGCACUGAAGGAAAAAACAAGAAGCACACAUCCAACAUGUGUUUUGGACAGUACCAUUACAGUGCUGAGGAGUACCAGGCUGUUCAGAAUGCUCUUCGACAGAGACUGGGACCAGAGUACAUAAGCACGAGACAAGCAGGAGGAGGGCAGAAGGUAUGCUACAUCGAGGGUCACAAAGUCAUCAGUUUGGCCAAUGAAAUGUUUGGGUACAAUGGCUGGUCUCACUCAAUUUCACAACAAAAUGUUGACUUUGUGGACCUGAUUAAUGGGAAAUUUUAUGUAGGAGUGAGCGCUUUUGUGAAGGUUCAGUUAAAGGAUGGAUCAUUUCAUGAGGACGUGGGUUAUGGAGUGAGUGAGGGUCUGAAGUCCAAAGCACUGUCGCUAGAAAAAGCAAGAAAAGAAGCUGUAACAGACGGACUGAAAAGAGCACUCAAGUGUUUUGGAAACGCUCUUGGAAACUGCAUCCUCAAUAAGGAGUACCUGAUGGCAAUCAACAAGAUUCCUAAACAGCCCCGUUCACCUUUAGAUCCUCAGAAGACGAAGCGCAGAGAUAAUGAGCCCUGUGUUGAGCAGGCCCGCUUUAACAGUCUUACUCGAAAAGACAGCAAGACUUUCAUCAAUCCUGCUGCAUCAGCACCACCGAAUUCUCCGCCAGUACAAAACUGUGUCCAGGCUGGACCUGCAGGGCAGCAGAACACAACAGAUUCCAGGAACUCACUGCCGAACAUGACUGCACCCUCCAGCAACACUUCAACUACACAGGACUGUCAUAACAGCUCCACUAACACCUCCAGGUCAGCACCGGACGUAACGGAUCUGUCCUCUUGCGACCCUGCGCUCGACUCCAAGCAGCAGAGGAAGCUGAGACAGCAGCAGCUGCAGCAAAAGUUCAGGCAGGAGAUGGAGGCCAAGAAGAUGCAAACGGAGCCACAGCUGAGGCCUGAACCCACGGCGGCUCAUCUUAAACCAGUUCAUGCAUCAGGUCCCGUCACCCACAGCACGCCUAACGGACACAAAGCGCCGAUCAAGAAGGAGGAAUGUCUGGCUGAUGACCCAGCCUUGUGGGACUUUACACUGGACGGCAUUGAUAUGCUCGGUGAUCCGCCCACAGAAUCGUCAGGGCCGCCUCGACCUGCCACUCCGAACGAUCACGGGAUGAUGACCCGCAGUAAAACUCCACAGAGACCCGCCUCGUCCCUGAGGCCGCCGCUGAGGCCACAAGAUCAUCAGGCCCAUCACGGGCGGGGUUCCGCACAGUACAGACCUGGCAUGAUGGAGAAUUCUGCAUUUCAGAACACUGCACACACAACAGGUCCAAAAAGCCCAUACCGACAUGGACAGUACAUGAAGAAACGGAAACUGGACCCUUGACGUUAUAAUUUAGCUUUUGUUUUAGUUGAACUUUAUUUUAUUGUUUGUUUAAUACUGCAGGUUUGUAUUGGUGCAAAUGUGUUAUUUUUUUAUGUAAAAAAGCUCAUUAAAAAAUUAGGCUCAAAUAUUAA